Pochonia chlamydosporia 170 is the source of this 321-nucleotide messenger RNA. RefSeq lists its product as hypothetical. The record is from RefSeq and is a predicted model, not a curated record. Lineage: Eukaryota; Fungi; Ascomycota; Sordariomycetes; Hypocreales; Clavicipitaceae. Bases 1 to 321 code for a protein of 106 amino acids. The transcript has a single exon.
AUGGGGUUCACGAACCUCCAAGCCAUCUUAGAUUACUUGAACCCAUCAGUUUCAGCAGGUAAAGCCAAUAUUACCCACACAACGGUUCGAGGAAAGAUCGUCGCCGCGUUGGAGCUACACAAACAGUCAGUGAUACACGUCUGCUUGCUCAUAUGGCGAGCGUCCAAGAGGAGAUGGAAGCUAGUUGGGGAUAAGUUCGACUCGGAAGCUGGAACAAGGGAGAUAGGUGGGCGAGGCCUUUGGGAAAAUAUUCUCUGCAGAGUACGGCGCUUUGCCAAUCCACCCAAUCCACAACAGCUUCCAGUGGAUCCACUAUGUUGA